Trichoderma harzianum CBS 226.95 is the source of this 867-nucleotide messenger RNA. RefSeq lists its product as hypothetical. Lineage: Eukaryota; Fungi; Ascomycota; Sordariomycetes; Hypocreales; Hypocreaceae. The record is from RefSeq and is a predicted model, not a curated record. Bases 1 to 867 code for a protein of 288 amino acids. The transcript is spliced from 4 exons. Gene Ontology annotation, molecular function: oxidoreductase activity.
AUGAGCUCGACUGGGAAACUUCGCUUCCCGGAAAGUUUGUUUACGUCGCGCCAUGAUGAGGCUACAGUUGUCCUUCGUCGUCUCAUAGAAGACAACCACAAUCAGAACAGGCUGCUUUAUAAAGAAGUCCUACACAAUCAUGUCCAACAUGGCUUGUUAGCUGCGUACUGCCUCGGAAGCAGCGGCGCACGGUUAAGAGAAUUAUUUUCGGAGGAGAUGAAGGAACUUGAAUCUCGCGAAGAGUCAAAACGUGAAAAAAUCACGACAGAACUUGUACUUGAUGAACUCUUAGGACAUAAAGAAAAUGAGCUGGAUUUUAUUAUAUACUUUGAGCAACAACGGUCCAAUUCUGGCGUCCACGUACAGGAAGCUUUGCAGUACUGGAUUCUUGAUCGGGAGAAAGAAUUCUUACCAGCCUUCAUUGGCGGCUAUGCUCACCCACUCAUUAUGCUCGCUGAUGCGGUGGAGCUGGGUCGCUCGAUGCUGGCUUUUGAUGCCCUUGCUCUCACUGCCACAGACUGGAGCCCCCUAACAACCCUAGUCACUAUGAGUCUUCCACCACCAGAGACUUGCUCAAAUUCCUUACUUGAGAUACUCGACAAAAUCCGGAACGACUCGUCCUUCGAACAUGUCGUUCCCAGCCCUGGCAUUCAGCACAUUGCUGAAAUUGUCCACAAUGGGCCCGCAACGGCUGCAAUUAUAAAAUACCUUAGCAUCGGCAACGAAUACAUCUCGAGAACGGAGUUCAAUCUCCAAGUCACAGGGGAAAUGGUAGAGGUUGCUAUCUAUCUUCUCAUGUGCACACAUGUUCCUGGAGCGCCGGCCUUUGACUUUUUUCUGAACCAUAAUCUGACGGGCGACCAUUAA